Messenger RNA from Wasmannia auropunctata (little fire ant), 482 nucleotides. RefSeq names its product histone H2A. Gene Ontology annotation, cellular component: nucleosome. The record is from RefSeq and is a predicted model, not a curated record. Gene Ontology annotation, molecular function: DNA binding; protein heterodimerization activity; structural constituent of chromatin. The transcript has a single exon. Bases 61 to 435 code for a protein of 124 amino acids. Lineage: Eukaryota; Metazoa; Arthropoda; Insecta; Hymenoptera; Formicidae.
ACAAUUCGCUCAGUCGCUACAUCCGUAGAAGGUAUAUCCGCAUUCGCAAAUUGAGGCACCAUGUCUGGUCGUGGCAAGGGUGGCAAAGUCAAGGGAAAGGCGAAGUCCCGUUCCAACCGGGCAGGACUGCAGUUCCCCGUGGGUCGUAUUCACCGAUUGUUGAGGAAGGGAAAUUACGCCGAGCGCGUCGGUGCCGGUGCGCCGGUCUACCUGGCCGCGGUCAUGGAAUAUCUCGCCGCUGAAGUGUUGGAGUUGGCCGGCAACGCCGCUCGUGACAACAAGAAGACUAGGAUCAUCCCUCGUCACUUGCAACUCGCCAUCCGCAACGACGAGGAGUUGAACAAGCUGUUGUCCGGUGUAACCAUCGCUCAAGGUGGCGUUUUGCCCAACAUCCAAGCCGUAUUGCUGCCCAAGAAGACCGAGAAGAAAGCAUAAUUGUAAUUCGGCAUCCAUCGCAAAUGGCCCUUUUCAGGGCCACAAAA